Coffea eugenioides is the source of this 2411-nucleotide messenger RNA. RefSeq names its product HIPL1 protein-like. Bases 164 to 2251 code for a protein of 695 amino acids. The transcript has 7 exons. NCBI's taxonomy places the organism in Eukaryota, Viridiplantae, Streptophyta, Magnoliopsida, Gentianales, Rubiaceae. The record is from RefSeq and is a predicted model, not a curated record.
AGAGGGAGACAAGAAAGUUCGGUAUUUUGGCAGAAUAUGCAGAUUCCAGACACAAACAAAAAUCCCAUUUUUAGAGAAGGUUGUCAUUUAGCAGAGAAACAGAUUUGCAGCUGUUCAAGGAAGAGUUAAAAGAUUAAUUUCUUGUUUUUUGGACGCAUCACACAUGGGAGUCUGCAGGAACUCGAGUUUCCUACUCCUUUUUCUGAGCUUGCUGCAGUUUCUUCAUCAUUCAUCCUCACUUCCUUUAUGCAUAGAUUCAAGUGCGCCCCUUCCUCAGAAGGUUCCUCUGUCAUUCUGCUCUUACAAUGGAACAUCAUGCUGCAAUUCUACUGAUGAUUCGCAAAUAAAGAAUCAAUUCAAAGCAAUGAACAUUUCUGACUCUAGCUGUGCUUCCCUUCUGAAAUCCAUCCUUUGUGCGAGAUGUGAUCAAUUUUCAGCAGAGUUAUUUAGGAUCAACUCCAGGCCUCGACAAGUUCCUGUACUUUGCAACUCCACUGUCUUACCAAAUUUUACCCAAACAAGCCAAGCAGAAAAUAACUAUUGCUCUAAACUAUGGACUACAUGUCAGAAUGUGUCCAUGAUGAAUUCACCCUUUUCUGCUUCAAUACAAGGUCAAGCUGGAGGUGGAGUAAUAUCCAACUCUACAAAGUUGACUGAUAUUUGGAAGUCACAAUCAGACUUCUGCAAUGCUUUUGGUGGAGCUUCUGACGAUAAUUCAGUAUGCUUUGCUGGUGAACCUGUAAACCUUAAUAGUACUGGAACUUCAAUCCCUCCAAGUGGUUUGUGCCUCGAAAAAAUUGGAAAUGGUUCAUAUCUAAACAUGGUUGCUCAUCCAGACGGCUCCAACCGUGCUUUUUUCUCAAACCAACCAGGCAUGAUUUGGUUGGCCACCAUACCCAAACAGGGUUCAGGAGGUGUAAUGCAGCUUGAUGAGGCCAAUCCCUUUCUAGAUUUAACUGACGAAGUUACCUUUGAUACUGCAUUUGGGAUGAUGGGCAUUGCAGUUCAUCCAAACUUCUUAACAAAUGGACGAUUCUUUGCUUCGUUCAAUUGUGAUAAGACAAAGUGGCCUGCUUGUGGAGGAAGAUGUGCUUGUAACUCGGAUGUGAACUGUGAUGCUUCACAACUACCUCCUGAUAGUGGCUCCUUUCCAUGCCAAUAUCAAAGUGUAGUAGCAGAGUUUACAGUUAACAGUACCGCAUCCCAGCCCUCCUUGGCAAAAACUGCCCGACCAUCAGAAGUUAGAAGGAUAUUUACCAUGGGUCUUCCCUUUACGGCCCAUCAUGCAGGCCAGAUUCUUUUUGGACCAACAGAUGGAUAUUUGUACUUCAUGAUGGGGGAUGGUGGAAAUUCAGGCGAUCCAUACAAUUUUUCACAAAACAAGAAAUCCCUACUCGGGAAAAUCAUGCGGCUUGAUGUUGAUAACAUACCAAGUGCUGCAGAAAUCAGUCAGCUUUCUCUAUGGGGAAACUACUCAAUCCCCAAAGAUAAUCCUUACACUGAAGAUAAAGAAUUGCAACCAGAAAUUUGGGCCCUAGGCUUCAGAAAUCCUUGGCGUUGUAGUUUUGAUUCUGUGAGGCCUUCUUAUUUCAUGUGUGCUGAUGUAGGCCAGGAUACGUAUGAAGAAGUGGAUCUGGUCAUGAAGAACGGAAACUAUGGAUGGCAUGUGUAUGAGGGCCCUAAUCUUUUCAAUCCUCCAAAAUCACCCGGAGGAAAUACAUCAGCAAAAUCUAUAAACCCCAUUUUCCCCGUGAUGGGAUACAACCACUCAGCUGUGAACAAGAAUGAGGGCUCAGCAUCAAUCACAGGAGGAUAUUUCUACCGAGCAGAGACUGAUCCUUGCACAUACGGAAUGUAUCUGUAUGCAGAUCUUUAUGCAGGAGCUCUGUGGGCUGGCAUUGAAAGCCCUGAAAACAGUGGGAACUUUACCUCCAACCUGAUCCCCUUUACUUGUGCUCAUGAUUCACCUAUAAGUUGCACCUUUGUACCUGGAAGUACACUUCCGGCAUUGGGAUACAUCUAUUCCUUUGGUGAGGAUAACAGCAAGGAUGUUUAUAUCCUUGCAAGCAGUGGUGUCUACAGGGUUGUUCCUCCAAGUCGGUGUAAGUACACUUGUUCAAAAGAAAACACCACAGCUGAGGUGACUACUGGUCCUGCUCCAUCCCCUCCUUCGGGUGCAACCAAGUUAACCAAUCCAUAUGUGAAUUUGGUGUCCUUACUUGUAUCCCUUUGGUUGCUUUGCUUAUUAUAGCAUAUUUGCAGUCAUCUUUUGUGUUACGUGGAGAGAUGAGUUGGGCUGCUUUUUGGUUUGAGAGGACUUAUGAUUCUUCUUUGAUUAAUCUGUGUUCUUGCUUUUGGGAUGAUUCAUUUUUCUGAGUUUGAUUGGAAUUAAGUUAUUCUAUGAGGUUCAA